Messenger RNA from Triplophysa dalaica, 1634 nucleotides. It is a transcript of the gene nek6, whose product is annotated as NIMA-related kinase 6. Gene Ontology annotation, molecular function: protein kinase activity; ATP binding. NCBI's taxonomy places the organism in Eukaryota, Metazoa, Chordata, Actinopteri, Cypriniformes, Nemacheilidae. Bases 138 to 1052 code for a protein of 304 amino acids. The record is from RefSeq and is a predicted model, not a curated record. Gene Ontology annotation, biological process: protein phosphorylation. The transcript is spliced from 10 exons.
GGGGUGUGACUCAAACUCGCGUGGGCCGUGACACAAGUGAAUCUGGUGUGCGUGGAUGCUGACCAAAGUGACUUCGCCACAUUUUUCGGCGCUGUGAACGUCUCCAGGAGCGCAUCGGAGAGGUGUGGAAUGUCAUUAUGGAACAGAACGGCUUUCAAGAUCAGAAUAAAAAUUACACGGUGCCGGUACAGAACGACCAGAGAAACAUGUUGGGAUAUGGAUACAGUUCCAUGCUUUCCAACUUCCGUGUGGAGAAGAAGAUCGGUCGUGGUCAGUUCAGCGAGGUUUAUAAAGCCACAUGUCUACUAGAUAAUCAGCAGGUAGCACUGAAGAAAGUGCAGAUCUUUGAAAUGAUGGAUGCUAAAUCCCGUCAAGACUGCAUUAAAGAGAUUGACCUGCUAAAGCAAUUAAAUCAUCCGAAAGUCAUCAAGUAUCUGGACUCGUUUAUUGAAGACAACGAGUUGAAUAUCGUCCUGGAGUUGGCGGAUGCUGGAGACCUCUCUCAGAUGAUAAAGUAUUUUGAGAAGAAGCAAAGAUUGAUUCCAGAGAGAACGAUAUGGAAGUAUUUUGUGCAGCUCUGCAGCGCACUGGAACACAUGCACUCACGCAGAGUCAUGCAUAGAGAUAUAAAACCAUCAAAUGUCUUCAUCACGGCUACUGGAGAAGUUAAACUGGGAGACCUUGGACUGGGUCGAUUCUUUAGCUCCAAAACCACCGCCGCACACUCUCUAGUUGGCACUCCAUAUUAUAUGUCUCCUGAAAGGAUUCAUGAGAACGGUUACAAUUUCAAAUCAGACAUCUGGUCACUGGGCUGUCUGUUGUAUGAGAUGGCAGCUUUACACAGCCCCUUUUACAGCGAUAAGAUGAACCUGCUGGCGUUGUGUCAGAAGAUCGAGCAGUGUGAUUAUCCACCGCUCCCAUCAGAACACUACUCACAGAAGCUCCGAGAUCUGGUCUGUAUGUGCAUCAGUCCCGACCCUGAUCAGCGACCCGACAUCGUCUUUGUCCUGCAGUUCGCCAAACAGAUGCACCUGUGGACAUCCAGCACCUGAAAGAGACGCGUGUACAAGCAGCGAGGAGAAGCGUUGUGCAAACCUGUGACAUCUGCUCUCUCUCCAUCCAACUGAUAAAGCUAUGUUAGAUAUGUUAUAAAGAGUGAAUGUAGGUUGAAAGCUACAUUCUGUAAGCUAUAAACUGAAGAUUGCUGUAGAUUUGUAUUGAACGGAGCGCAGAUAUAAUCUGUCGUGCCUUUGAAUGUUUCGUCACAGUGCUGUUUGGAGAAAGUGGACGGGUGUUACAUUGGUCAGGUCAGAUGACCUCGGACCUCAUGAUGAAGUCACAACACGGUUCUAUUUAUACAUACUUCCUGUUAGGGUUAUAGAUUCAUAACAUUUAAAAGAGCAGUAUUUGCUUGUUUCUAAUACACACGCACAAAGUUAUUUCACAGUAAAGACAGGUAUUAUAUUUGACAUGAGUUCAGCAUCCUUGUAUUUUGGGUCAAAUGUCUAAAAGUAACUAUUCAUCCUACUCAUUUUCCCCCCAAAAAUGUUAUAUUAUCAGUCAUUCUGAAACAUUGUCAUGUCCUCAUAUGUAAAUGUUGUGUAAUUAACAAUAAAAAUAACUAUAAACAAACA